AUGUUCACUUACCCUUAUUAUACUACUCCUCAAUACUCAUUUCAACCUAUUUAUUCUACUCAAAAUCAACAAUCUAUUCCUAUGUAUUUGCCUCAACAAAAUAAUUUUAUGUAUGUACAACCCAUUCCUAAUUACCAACAAUCAUAUCAACAAACAAGUCAACCAAUACAACAAACUUAUUCUAUUAAUAAUCAAACAAAACCAAAUGAAGUUGUUAUAAGUUCUGAUUUUUUUCAACCACCACAACAACCUCUUAAAGAAACUAAUCAACUGUAUUUGAACACAUUAUUUAUGCCAUCUUUGAUGGAAAGUGCUGUUGAUAACUUUGCUUAUUUUGAAGACCAGAGUGUUACUAAACCAUUUAAAGAUCAUAGUUAUACACCCUCUAUAUCAACUGUUUGUCGCUAUGUUUUAACUCCAAGUGAUAAAAAAUAUGUUCCAAAAUAUAGUUAUUCAAGUGAUGAGUUAUAUAUGAGAGUAUUGGUUGAUUAUUCAACUCGUCUUAAGAAUAAAUAUCCAUAUCCUAUUCAACGUGCAAUAAUAAAAACAUCAUCUCAAGGUGAAAAAAUUUGCAUUGACCGUAUCUUAAAAAUAGACAAUGAUGUAGUACAUAACAAUUUCCUUUCUUUUAUUGUUUCAUUUAAUAAAGUUAGUUAUAAUGAAGUGGCAUGUGGGGCAGUACCAAUUGGACCAAACAAAAUUAAAAUAAAGGUUUCUGUAACAUUAACAAUUAAAGAUAUAUUCAGACUAUUAGAAAUCAAAGAUAUUAAUGCAGUAAUGGCAAUAGAAAAUUCUUCUACAUUAUUUUGUAUGGAUGAUAGACUUGUCGAAAGUGAGUAUUUGUACGAUUGUAUUACACAUAACAGAAUUCCAGAAUUUACAAUUAUCCCUUUUUCAUAUUGUUUCUAUAAACCACUUCCAUUAAAUAAAUUUGGUAAUCUUGUUAAUUAUUCAAACGUAGAACUACCUGUCUGUGCUUUGAUUAAAGAGCCUUUUACAUUCAUUAUUAAUACAGUUUAUUAUAAUACUCAUGUUACAGAUGAAAUACAUGUUAGGUGUGUGUUACGGUGUGGAGAUCAAACAUUGUCAUGUCCAAUGGAAAAAGUUUCAUUUAAACCUGUUGUAAUUACAUCUCCACUUUCAUCAAACGAUGAGAAGUAUAUUUACAAAUUUUCAAUUGAUGAAAAAGUAGAUAGCAAUUUAAGGAUUUGUGAUAUUCCACUUGAUUGUGAAAUUAUUCUAAUUGUGUUUAUCGGACAAAAACGUAUUGGAUGUGCAUCUGUCAAGGUAUUUAAUGCAUGGGGAGUUCUUAAGUGUGGAGUUCAAUUAGUUCAUUUAGAAGAAGGUAAAAGACCAAUAGGAAAUGGUCUUGUUUCAGGACCAAUUGUAGAACUUGAUUUUGGUUCUACCAGAGCAGCAUAUCAUAUUGAAGGAGUUGAAGACAGUAAAUUAAUGAAUAUUCAAAAAGAAUUAGAUACAUUUGAAUCAGUGAAAAAUAGAGAAGAGUUUGAAACAAUGAUUAAAAUGGAUGAGUUAAAAGAAUAUGAAGACAAAGUUCCACAACCAAUUAACAAAAUGAUUAUUGAUGGAGUUGAUAUAUUCCAAAUGUUAAGGUCACCAUCAUUUAUUACAAGAAGUCCUCCUGAUUAUAUUAAGCGUGCACUAAUUGAACAAAUGGAAAAUGUACCAGCUGAGUUCAUUGGUCAAAUAGCUCAUUCUAUUGAUUGGACUGAUCACCUUCAAGUAGCUCGAUUUGUUAAAUACUUAUGGACUCAACAAAUAAAGCCAUUAGAUGCUUUAAUGUUAUUAGGAUACAGAUGUCCAUAUAGGGCUGUAAGAGCUUAUUGUGUUUCAGUAUUAGAUAAACAACCAGAUAAUGUAUUACAAUUUUAUGCUAUCCAUUUAAGUGAGGCAUUAAGAUAUGAAGAAGGACUAACACCGUUAACAGAUUUUUUAUUGCGUAGAAGCAUUGCUUCACCAGCUACAGUUGGAUAUUCAUUAUUUAAAAUGAUUAUUGGUGAUACUUCCAUGACAAAAAGGAGUAUUCAACAUUCACGAUUUAUUGAGGCGUUGUUAUCUGCCGAUCCUGUUUUUGCUAGUCAAAUGACAAAAGAAUGUGAGUUUGCAUUAAAUGUUCAAACAGUAAAUUCUACAUUAAUACGAAUGGACUCUGAGAAAAGACAAAUUUAUAGAAGUGCAUUAUUAAAAAGUAUUUCUGUUGCUGUACCAAUUCCAUUUAAACCAGGAGUUAUUGGUGGAUUGUCUUGUGAGAAAAGUAAAGUGUAUACAUCAAAUGCAGUACCGUUACUAAUUGAUUUUAGUGGGUAUAAAAUGAUAUUUAAGUUAGGAGAUGAUCUUAGACAAGAUUGCCUUAUUUUAAGGGCAUUUAAAUUAUUUGACAAUUUAUGGAGAAUGAAUGGAAUGGAUUGGAGAAUGACAACUUUUAGAGUUAUUUCUACAGGAAAUACAGCAGGGUAUAUUGAAUUUGUGAGAGAUUCUAGAAGUAUUGGAUCGAUUCAUAAUGAUUCAAAAAUACCUGGAGUAUAUAAAAUAACGGCAAUUUAUGACUGGAUUAAAAAUAAUAAAACAGCGCCAUUAGGACAAUGUAUAGAAAAUUUUUAUCGGUCAUGUGUUGGAUAUUGUGUUGCAUCAUAUGUUCUUGGAUUAGCGGAUAGACAUAAUGAUAAUUUGAUGGUAGAUAAAUCUGGACAUUUUCUUCAUAUUGACUUUGCUCAUUUUUUAGGAAAUAAAUUAAAAGUUGCUGGUGUUAUUAACAGAGAACCUGCUCCGUUUGUACUAACUGAAUCUAUGAUAUAUGUCUUUGCUGGAGAAAGAGGAACUGAAAGAUAUAAAGUAAAGUAUAGAGAAUUUUGUGAUGAUUGUGUUAGAGCGUAUCAUGUUCUAAGACAAAAUGCUUCACUUAUUGUUUCAUUCUUUACUAAUAUGAUUUCAAGUAAAUUAAGUCAAUUAAAUGAAAUUAAAGAUGCUGAAUAUUUAUUCACUUCAUUACAAUUAGGAAAACAAGACUCAUUAUCUGAUUUAGAAUUUGUAAAACUUAUUCAUGAUAGUUUAAACUCAGAGCAAACAAAUAUGAAUUUCUUUAUUCACUCACUUGUCCAAAAAACAAAAAAAUAA
Messenger RNA from Entamoeba nuttalli P19, 3135 nucleotides. RefSeq names its product phosphatidylinositol-4,5-bisphosphate 3-kinase, putative. The coding region runs from base 1 to 3135 and encodes 1044 amino acids. Gene Ontology annotation, biological process: phosphatidylinositol 3-kinase/protein kinase B signal transduction; phosphatidylinositol-mediated signaling; cell migration. Gene Ontology annotation, molecular function: 1-phosphatidylinositol-3-kinase activity; 1-phosphatidylinositol-4-phosphate 3-kinase activity. Lineage: Eukaryota; Evosea; Mastigamoebida; Endamoebidae. The record is from RefSeq and is a predicted model, not a curated record. Gene Ontology annotation, cellular component: cytoplasm; phosphatidylinositol 3-kinase complex; plasma membrane. The transcript has a single exon.